Messenger RNA from Photinus pyralis (common eastern firefly), 1178 nucleotides. RefSeq names its product fructose-bisphosphate aldolase-like. The transcript has 2 exons. Lineage: Eukaryota; Metazoa; Arthropoda; Insecta; Coleoptera; Lampyridae. Bases 46 to 1140 code for a protein of 364 amino acids. Gene Ontology annotation, cellular component: cytosol. The record is from RefSeq and is a predicted model, not a curated record. Gene Ontology annotation, biological process: glycolytic process; fructose 1,6-bisphosphate metabolic process. Gene Ontology annotation, molecular function: fructose-bisphosphate aldolase activity.
UCGAAUAAAUUACGCGCCCACUUUAAUUUUCGUUAUCGUCCGAAAAUGACAACCUACUUCACGUAUCCACCGGUCGCGCUCCAAAAUGAGCUGAGGUCGAUCGCCGAAGCCAUCGUGCAUCCCGGCAAGGGCAUCUUGGCCGCGGACGAGUCGAUCGGCACCAUGGGAAAGCGCUUGGAGAAGAUCGGGCUGCAGAACACCGAGGAGAACAGACGCAAGUACAGACAGUUGCUGUUCACGACCGACAAGUCCGUGGCCCAGCACAUUUCCGCCGUCAUCCUCUUCCACGAGACUCUCUACCAGAAGGCCGACGACGGUACCCCGUUCACACAGCUACUGAGGGAACGCGGAAUAAUUCCCGGCAUUAAAGUCGACACCGGAGUCGUUCCGCUGUUCGGUUCUGAGGAUGAGUGCACCACUCAAGGCCUGGAUGAUCUCGGUAAGAGAUGCGCCCAGUACAAGAAGGACGGUUGCCAGUUCGCCAAGUGGAGAUGCGUGCUGAAGAUUGGAAAGAACACGCCAUCCUAUCAGGCGAUCAUGGAGAACGCCAACGUAUUGGCUCGAUACGCAGCAACCUGUCAAGCCAACGGAUUGGUACCGAUUGUCGAACCGGAAGUUUUGAUCGACGGUGACCACUGCAUCGACCGUUGCCAGAAGGUGUCCGAAACCGUUUUGGCGGCAGUCUACAAGGCGCUUAACGACCAUCACGUUUACCUCGAAGGAACCCUGCUGAAGCCAAACAUGGUAACGCAAGGACAGGCGCACAAAACCCCAUCCAGCAGUGAAGAAAUCGCCCGCGCCACCGUCACCGCUCUCUCGCGCACCGUCCCCGCUGCCGUGCCCGGAAUUACCUUCCUCUCCGGAGGACAAAGCGAAGAAGAAGCGACAGUGAACCUCAACGCCAUCAACAGAUUCAACGCAAAGAAACCGUGGGCGCUCAGCUUCAGCUACGGACGCGCCCUUCAGGCGUCAGUGUUGAGCGCGUGGGGUGGCAAAGACGCCAACGUCAAAACUGCCCAAAUGGAAUUCAUGAAGCGCGCCAAGGCCAAUGGCGAAGCCACCUUAGGGAAAUACGCGACGGGAAGCGCCGCAGGACACGCCGGCAAAGAGGGAUUAUUCGUUAAGGACCACAAAUACUAGAACUUAUCAUAAAUAAAGUCUGAUUUCGUUUCGUGUCA